Molecule: messenger RNA, 1917 nt
Organism: Hevea brasiliensis (rubber tree)
Lineage: Eukaryota; Viridiplantae; Streptophyta; Magnoliopsida; Malpighiales; Euphorbiaceae
Exons: 5
Coding region: 617-1744 (375 amino acids)
Source: RefSeq, a predicted model, not a curated record
GUCAUGCACUGCACUCAACAUCUGUUCAAAACUCAGUUUUGAAGUUAACCCUCUCUUCUCUUUCUCUUUCUCUUUCUCUCUCUGUCCCAUCUUAACACUCAAAUGGAUUCUCUCUCUCUCUUUCUCUCUCUGUCUCUCUGUUUCUUUCAGUUCCCCAGACUCCCAAGUGAGUCACUAACUAGUAACUAUACACUACCUGCAAUCCUCUCUGCUUUCACUACAUAAACUUGCCUCACCGCCCCUCUCUCUCUCUCUCUCUCUCUCUCUCUCUCUCUCUGCUCAAGUCGGCAAAUUUCAUCCCAUAACAUUUAACAGUAUCCUAAUGCAAUUUUAGCUAGACAAACGCAACCCAAGCUCCCAAAAGCCUCUCCUCAAUUACUACCUCUCUCUCUCUCUCUCUCUCUCGCUAUAUAUAUAUAUAUAUAUACACUAACCCAGAAUACUUCCAAAAGGACAAGAAAAGAAAAAAGAAAAAACAAUAAAAGAUCUUGUCUUUCCAUUUUACUAAUAAAAUACCCACAUGCCUCUCUUCCUUGUUACUUUGCAGAUGAACUAAAGUUUGUUCAUUUUUUCAAUGACUUUAGUGGGUUAUCUUCAGAAUAUUGUUGGAGGGUGAAUGGGGUGCAUGUUCUCUCAGUUAGCUGCAAAAUUUGCUUUCUUUCCUCCAUCUCCACCUACCUAUCAGAUCAAUAAGAGAGAUGAUGGCAAGGUCACUGUGGUCUCAUCGUCUUCUUCAAUGCCACUUCCUCUUGCUGAUGAUACUUCAUUUGAUGUGCUAUUGAUUGAUACAAAGAAAGGCAACAAGAUUGUUGCUUUUUAUCUGAAAAACCCAUAUGCAAGACUCACUCUUCUCUACUCCCAUGGCAAUGCUGCUGACCUUGGCCAGCUUUAUGACCUCUUUGUCCAGCUCAAGAUCAAUCUCAGAGUUAAUAUCAUGGGAUAUGAUUAUUCUGGGUAUGGAGCUUCCAAUGGUAAGCCAAGUGAAUCUAAUACCUAUGCUGAUAUAGAGGCAGUUUACCAGUGUCUUCAGACAGAAUAUGGAGUUUGUCAGGAAGACAUAAUUUUGUAUGGGCAGUCAGUUGGUAGUGGUCCAACAUUGCACUUGGCAGCUAAGUUGCCAAGGCUGAGAGGUGUUGUUUUGCAUAGUGCUAUUCUUUCUGGUCUUCGCGUGCUGUGCCAUGUGAAGUUCACAUUCUGCUUUGACAUAUACAAGAAUAUAAACAAAAUUCGAAAGGUGAAGUGCCCUGUGCUAGUGAUACAUGGCACGGAGGAUGAUGUUGUAAACUGGUUACAUGGCAAUGGACUCUGGAAAUUGGCGAGGGAACCAUAUGAGCCUCUAUGGAUUAAAGGAGGCGGGCAUUGUAACUUGGAAUUGUACCCUGAUUAUAUCCACCAUCUUUGCAAGUUUGUUCAAGAAAUGGAGAGUAUAACCACAGAAAUUCGCCUGAAAAAGAUUAGGCAGAAACUUCGGCUAAAACCAAGGUCUAAGAAUACUGCAUCUAACAAGUGCUGUAGAUUUAAACUAUGGCGGCCAAGAUGCCCUGCAUGUUUCAGAUCGAGGUGCAUAAAAUGUUUGUGUACGUCUAAAUGCAUUGAGUGUUGGAGAUCCAGGUGCCUUAAAUGUUGCUGGCGACCCAAAUGCCCCAAAUGUUGGAUACCCAGUUGUUGCUGCAGUAUUAAAUGCCUAGGAUGGCAGUGCUGCACGGGAACGCAUAGUGGGAUGAAUGGGAAACAGGAUGGCUGAUGAUGACAACAACAGGCUUUGUACAGAUUUUUCUGAAACUUACUAACGCCCCCUCUAAUCUUUGUGCAUUUAUUAGUGUACAAAACAAGAGGAAGUAGUAACUGUCUAAUUACUUGUGGAAAACAACAUAAUGCAUGUUUUCAUCAACUUAGUACAUUAUUGAAUUAACAUAA